Messenger RNA from Labeo rohita (rohu), 2186 nucleotides. It is a transcript of the gene blzf1, whose product is annotated as basic leucine zipper nuclear factor 1. Lineage: Eukaryota; Metazoa; Chordata; Actinopteri; Cypriniformes; Cyprinidae. The transcript is spliced from 7 exons. Bases 207 to 1394 code for a protein of 395 amino acids. The record is from RefSeq and is a predicted model, not a curated record. Gene Ontology annotation, cellular component: Golgi membrane. Gene Ontology annotation, biological process: Golgi organization; Golgi to plasma membrane protein transport.
GGUUUUAUGAUGUAGACGCGACCGGUCGCUGUGUUACACAAACCAACCGAUAACCAGAUCAACACACACAGAUAAAACAGCGCAAAGGUCCAAACUCUCUUUAUCUACACGUGUUUAUGUUUUGAUGAAACAGUCGUAAGAUUUCUCUACAUAGCCGUCUGUUCACUCCGCUGGCAGUAGAGGAGUGAUCGAGUCUGGCCGCAGUCAUGUCUGCUGAAGUGAUCAUCAAAGAUGUGUCUGCGGUGGCCAUCCGCGGCCCCGGCGAUGGCAUGGAGACGGACAAGCCCCCGGUGGCCCCUGAGCUCUCCACGGAGGCCCCGCCCCUGAAAAUGGGCACUCCGAAGAACAGUCCGAGAGCGGCGUUAACUGCACAGUCACCGGGAGUCCUGCACCUGGGCAAGGUGAGCAGAGACGCGUGUACGGAGGUGGAGGCCGUGAGGAUCGUGGUUCCGCGGGCCGCUAUCACUCGAAGCGCUCGUGUGGGGCUCCACAUCGAAGAUAGAGGAUCCCCUCAGCACGGGGACGAGCGUCCACCAUCACCUUCCGCAGAGCCGCUGGACUACAAGAGCGCACUGGACAAACUACAGAACUCAGAGCGACGACUGCUGCAGGACAAAGAAGGGCUGAGCAACCAGCUGAGGGUUCAAACAGAGGUGAAUCGUGAGCUGAAGAAGCUGCUGGUGGCGUCUGUAGGUGAUGAUCUUCAGUAUCACUUUGAGCGUCUUUCACGAGAGAAGAACCACCUGAUCCUGGAGAACGAGGCGUUGGGACGGAGCCUGUCGCACACGGCCGAGCAGCUGGAGCGCAUGAGCAUCCAAUGCGACGUCUGGAGGAGCAAGUUCCUCGCCAGCCGUGUGAUGGCAGAGGAACUGACCAACGCCAGAGCGGCUCUCCAGCGGCAGACCAGAGAUGCUCAGUGUGCCAUUCAGGAUCUGCUGCGAGAGAGAGACGAGUUCUCCAGAGACAUGAUGCACACGCACAGGUCUCUGGAGCAGCUGCUGGUGUCUCUGCAGUGGGGUCGGCAGCAGACGUACUAUCCCAGCGCUCAGCCGCUCAGCACCGGAGAACUGGCCGCAGCCAAUCACAAACUCGCAGACGCCAUCAACUCACACCUGCUGGGAAACGUGAGCGGCAGCAGCGUGAAGAAGAGCCCGAGAUCAGAGCACUCAGAGCUCUGCAACACACCGGCCGAGAAGAUGGCGGAGAAGGUGUUGCGGAGUCUAGACCCCAUCUCCUGCUCUGAGAAAGAGCCGGACCCGUCCGCAUCCGACGCGGUUCAUUCUCCGUUCCUGCCCAAUAAGAAGAGCAUCGGCCGCUUCCACCCGUACACGCGCUACGAGAACAUCACGUUCAACUGCUGCGAGCGCUGCAGCGGAGAGAUCGUCGUGCUCUAGAGCGCCACCGCUCCACAUCAACACGGCAGUAUUAGUGCUCACGAAAAUACCAAAGACAAACCACACAGACUCAGCAGCCGACAGACACUCGCAUCCACACAGAUGAUCUCAGAGUCUGUGGAUGAUGGAGACUCACACAUCUCACACUGGACAGAUUCAUUGAAUCCAGUAAGUCUGUGGUGGGUUAUUCAUCCUCAUGAUGUUUCACACCUGCGUGGUUAUAUUUAUUCACUCAAAUGAUGUUCGGCUAAUAAGAAAUCAGAGUAAUAAGAACUUAAAAUAAGAAAUUAAUAAAACAAAAUUGAUAUUUCUAAUAGGAAAUUAGAAUAAGAAAUUAAUAAAUUAAAAAUUAAAAAAAGAAAACAAUAAUCAGAUUAAUAAAUUGGAAUAAGACAUUUUUUAUUACAAACAGUGAUAGUGAAUCAACUCCAAAAAUAAAGAGCCGUGUGAACAUCCUGCUGAACAUCUCAUGUUUGAAGAAAUAGUCAUGUGUGUGAAACCGCAUGAAGACGAGUGAAUGAUGUAGAUUUUAAAGUGUUUUGUGAGAUUUUAAGACGUUCUGUAUGUAUUUAUGUCUUUUGAUCUGGAUUUGAGCUCAGUGUGUAGAUGUGUUUAUAUAAUGCAGUGAUGCUGUGACUGUAUUUCAUACUUCAUGAACAUUCUCUAGGAUCACAGUUAAAGUGUUUUUCUGAACCAGAGUGUAUAAAAUCUUUGUUUUUACAGCAUUUCAGUGAUAUUUUGUGUAUAUUGUCUCCCUGUCAAAUUGCUAAAAUAAAUCAUUUGGAAUGAAAA